This is a messenger RNA of Iphiclides podalirius (scarce swallowtail), 834 nucleotides long. Lineage: Eukaryota; Metazoa; Arthropoda; Insecta; Lepidoptera; Papilionidae. The record is from the annotation of a GenBank genome assembly.
AUGAAGGCGUCUGUGAUCUGCUUCUUGUUCCUGUUCGGUGCGGCGGUAACCGACAUGGCCAGCGAAUGCAACUUAGCCGGCUUCUACCAGGAGCUGGGCUGCACACCGAUCCCAAACGCAGACAACAGCACCAAGUGUCCAGACGCAUUCGCAUGCCCCGACCUCCAUCCCGACCCUAGCAUGUGCUAUUACAGAGGUGUCCCGUACAAAGACCGCUCGCUGAUCCCGCAGAGCGCGAUCAAGAACCCGUGCUCGCUGGCGUGCCAGUGCAGCGUUUCCGGCAAGCCGCGGUUCGACUGCGCCGCCGUGGACUGCGUGGAGACGUUCGACGUCGACAUGCAGCAGCAAUGUAUAAACACAUACGAAUUGGACUCGUGUUGCAGCACGGGCACUGUUUGCGGAAAAGAUUCGAUAGCGGGCCUAAGGACUUGCGAAGUGGACGGUCAGACGUACAGGGAGGGCGAGCCCUUCGAGCCAAAGAACAGCCGCAAGAGCUGCGUGUGCACGGCGCAGUGGAACGGGACACUGGAGGACCCGGGCAGCUGCCGGGACAUCAACUGCGGCAUCGAGAUCCACUACCAGGAUCAGCUGCUCCGGAACUGCGCCCCCAUCUUCCUUAGCAGCGACGCCGCUUGCCCGAUCGCCUUCACCUGCCCAACUACGGGGUCCAAAGUGAUCCGCGGUUUGAACCUGCGCGCCGUGAGCUCGCAGUGUGUCUUCGGGAACGUGACCUUGUCCGUAGGGGACGAGGUCACCGUGGACGAAAAGUGUACGAAGUGCACAUGCAACGUGCCACCGUUCGUCUCCUGCACCAAGAAGAACAACUGCAGCGAA